This is a messenger RNA of Phragmites australis (common reed), 1872 nucleotides long. RefSeq lists its product as uncharacterized. The transcript is spliced from 4 exons. The record is from RefSeq and is a predicted model, not a curated record. NCBI's taxonomy places the organism in Eukaryota, Viridiplantae, Streptophyta, Magnoliopsida, Poales, Poaceae. The coding region runs from base 495 to 1085 and encodes 196 amino acids.
CUUGCCGCCAUCAUAUCCUUACAGCGGCGCCACCGUCUCCUCCUACCCGACCCUCCUCUCCGACGUCCGUCACUGGUUCAUGCUUCCUCGCCGCAUCCUCUCCGCGCUUCUGUUCCCUUCCCCGCCUCGCGCUCAAAGCGCAUCUCCGUGGCGCCGCUGGAGGCCAUGUCCCACGUGAUCCCAUCGCUCUGCACAUAGUCACAGGCCUUCCCGGAUCAGUCCGAGGCCGCCGACGCCAUCUCCGUCUGUCAAGCCGCCCUCUCCUCUCCGCUCCUCACCGUCGUCUUCGCAUCUUGCAACACCGGUCGUAGGGACGCACUCGCGCCAUGGCUACGAUUCUGCCCAACGCUGGCCGCGUGGAUAUACACCGCGUGCCGCGCCCAUGACGCUAUCGUGUGGCCGCGGCGAGGGAGUCGGCGUCGGAUGCGCAGGGCGUACGGUGGCGGCGGCAGCGGAGACCACGGCUACGGUGGACCUGCCACUGCUCCUGGACGAUGCGGAGGUAUGCGCGGGAGCGGGCGCGGGCGCGGGCGAGUCCGGAGAGAAUGUGGCCGGCGUUAGCAGCGCGCAGACAAGGACGGCAGGGUGGAGGGGCGUUCGGCAGAGCACGUCAAAGCCAGCCUCGUUGUCUGCGGUACACGGGCGCGCCGACCAACCGGCGAGCGCAGCGGAACGUGGGCGCUCACAUUAAAUCCCUCGGCUCGCUCUGCAAGGCCUGCAAGCCUGAGAUCAGCUACUCCACCAGCUUGGAAAUGAGCAGAGCCUGCCUGAUGAGAUUGUUUUACCACCCACAUUGUUCAGUCGUCAUUUUCAGAUUUUCUCAUAUUCGGCGCCAUUUUGACAAUGCAUGUUCUGAUCAUAAUUACUAUGACAGUCACAAGAAGGCAGCGUUCCUUCUGUACAAGCACGAUGUUAUCCAAGUUGUUGCCAAUUUAACCAUCAUGAAUGACAAGGAUAUUGCCUCUGCGCAGUCAAUUUUGUUUCCUCCAAGGUUGCUGGCUGACUUUGCUGUUUGGGUGGGUGAAAAAACCAUCGUCUUUUCUCAGGGAGAAAUACAAGGUUUUUAUAGUCUUCUAUGUCGAUGAGAUUGCAUAGAUUCCGCAACAUCAUUCAGUUAUCACGGAAAGCCUCUUCUAUUUCUCUUAUAUGGAAAGAAUACUAACUCUGGAUAUUACUCAAAGCCUGCUACUUAUAAGGUGCACGAUAUGUCGAUAUGCCAUUAGCUGCAAUGUCAAUUUGUCAUAAACAUGUUAUGGUGCUGUUUUCAAAUAUAUGGAAGUUUUCAUUAAAAUCACAUGUACCAAACUGUGCAGAUUUUUUUUUUACUAAUUUGACCUAAAUAAUACCUCACUUUUCUUAAGUUAAGAAUCAAUGAUUACUUCAUCUACAUUUACUUUUCCAAACAUCUCAUCUUACAACCAUUUUCUCAUGCACAACACCCUGAGCUGAAUAUAUGCAUUGUGAAGCCACCUGCUAAAAUGGUCUCAACUCUAGCUAAAAUGCGCUGAUUGCACGCACAUAUUGGAGGCAACCGACCACCAAUUAGCAGAUCAAAUGUGUACAAUCCAAUCAGAGAUGAAUCCGACAUCGACCCAAGUAUCAUCAACAUCAAAAUUUAUAUCCAAAAGAUUUCUUGAUCGAAUUCCCUUCGCUCGAGCUUCCAGACAAUGUUCUCUAAAAGAAGGUUAGCAUGAACAUCAGAUAUAUCAUGUGUUGUGGACUCAUUUGUAGGCAAGGCAUAUUUUCAAAGGAACAAGAAGAAGGACCGUGAGUUAUCCAGUUUGGCCGAGCCCACAUCUUAGAGAUAGAUUAGUUCAGUUCAGAUUUGUUAGCUUGGUUAGUCUUUGAAUUAGAGAUAGGCAUCAGUUAGAG